This is a messenger RNA of Hordeum vulgare subsp. vulgare (domesticated barley), 1442 nucleotides long. RefSeq names its product septin and tuftelin-interacting protein 1 homolog 1-like. Gene Ontology annotation, cellular component: U2-type post-mRNA release spliceosomal complex. Bases 261 to 1352 code for a protein of 363 amino acids. The record is from RefSeq and is a predicted model, not a curated record. The transcript has a single exon. Gene Ontology annotation, biological process: spliceosomal complex disassembly. NCBI's taxonomy places the organism in Eukaryota, Viridiplantae, Streptophyta, Magnoliopsida, Poales, Poaceae. Gene Ontology annotation, molecular function: nucleic acid binding.
UAUGCGAAGUACUCUUUUUUUUUGCAUGGUUAUUAUGCCAAGUACCCUUGAACUCGGAAACGCGUUCAAAGGCUCGUCUCCAAGACGGAGUCGAACUGCCUACUAGUUAUAUAUAGUGAUGCGUAUGUAGUACGUAUGAUAUGUACUAACUCUCAUACGCAUCGAUCAGCAGAACGAGACGAACAGCAAGCCGACCGAUUCCAAGCAGCGACGUUCCCUGUUUGGUCCUCGAUCUCGAUCGCCUGGCAACGGCGGGCGGCAUGGCGCUACUGAAGCGCAGCUUCAACGCAGCGCUGCUCGACGAGGGCGACGACGACUCGUCGUACCCGUCCAAGAUGCCGGGCAGCCUCGCGCGCACCACCGCGCCGGUGGCCAAGAUGAUGCGGCUGUGGAACUACAAGCAAGGCUCGGGCCUCGGCGCGCACGGCCAAGGCAUCGUCGUCCCUGUGAAGGCCAUCAAUCAUGGCUCAACGGCCGGCCUCGGCCACUGCGAGAAGCCGUACAAGAACGGCCUGCCGGGCGCGCCGGCGCCGUCAUGGCCAGCCCAAGACGAGUGGCACGAGUCGGCGGCCGUCUCACGAGCCCUGCGCCUCGAACCGGACUGCUGCGAGAAGGCCCUCGCGCUGCUCCGUGACGUGCAGCUUCAAGGCGACGACAGCGUGGAGACAGCGGAGGCGCUGGCGGCGAUCGUCGAGUCCGAGAAGGCGCUCCAGGGGAAGCGCACGCCGGGCGCGUGGAGGGCCGCGCUGCCUCCUCCGGCCGUGCGGCACAUCGUGGAGCAGGUGCUCACGCCCAGGAUGGCCAUGAAAGCGCGAGAAUGGGAGCCAUUGUGGAACCCGGGCUGCGACGAUUGGCUGCGCCCGUGGAUCCCCUUGGUCGGACGACUACCGGAGAGCCUCUACGGCACCGUGGAGGGCAAGAUCAGCGGCGGCAGCCUCGACAUCAUCUCCCCAUGGAAAGGCUACUUGGACCCGGCGCAUUGGGAGGCCUUCUCCCGGCGUCACAUACUGCCCAGGCUCACAGGAUGGCUGCAACAGCUGAGGAUCACGCCGCCGAAGCAGAUCGACGUCAGGUUCCGCGAGGUGAUGUCGUGGACGCCUGUCGUGCGCACCGAAGACAUGGUGUCAAUCCUAGAACAAGAGUUUUUCGGCAAAUGGGAGAGCGCGCUGCGACACUGGCUGCUGUCCGCGAGGCCAUCUUCGGGGGAGGCCGCAGCGUGGUGCGCCGGCUGGAAGAACCUCUUCGCCCCGGAGCUGCUCGACGACGAACGCGUGCUCGCAUGGCUGGAGUCUGGCGUUGCCAUGGUGGAUCGAGAAGCGGAAGACCUCAGCCGUCUUGUUUGUCAUACGUAGUGAUAGUUGAUGCUGCUUGAGAGGUUGUACUAGUAGUCACUUAUGAUUAGCAAUGUAAUGGUUCUAUUCGCUUAUGAUUAAUAACAGUAU